Messenger RNA from Vigna angularis (adzuki bean), 1774 nucleotides. RefSeq names its product abscisic acid 8'-hydroxylase 2. NCBI's taxonomy places the organism in Eukaryota, Viridiplantae, Streptophyta, Magnoliopsida, Fabales, Fabaceae. The transcript is spliced from 8 exons. Gene Ontology annotation, biological process: sterol metabolic process. The record is from RefSeq and is a predicted model, not a curated record. Bases 129 to 1658 code for a protein of 509 amino acids. Gene Ontology annotation, molecular function: iron ion binding; monooxygenase activity; oxidoreductase activity, acting on paired donors, with incorporation or reduction of molecular oxygen.
GUCCCAACCCCAACCUGCCACUCUAUAAAACCUUUUCCUCCCAACCGACACCCCUUCACACAACUCUUUUCAGUUUCACAAAAACUAUACAUAUCACUAUCUUCUCUUCUUCACCUAUCUAUCUAUCUAUGCCUCCAAACUCUUUCUCUCUCUCCAAAAUCUCUUCCUCCACCAUGCAACCUCUCACCAACUUUUUCCAAGAUUACACCUUCCUCCUUUUCACCUCCUUCUUCCUCCUUCUCCUCCCCUUCCUCCAAUGGUGGUACCACCAUAACGACAAAAAGCUUCCCCCUGGCUCCAUGGGUUGGCCCUACCUCGGAGAAACCCUCAAACUCUACACUCAAAACCCAAAUUCCUUCUUCUCUAACCGCCAAAAUAGGUAUGGUGAUAUAUUCAAGACAAACAUAUUAGGAUGUCCAUGUGUGAUGAUAUCGAGCCCUGAGGCAGCUAGGACAGUCCUUGUGACUCAGGCACAUCUCUUCAAACCAACAUACCCUCCCAGCAAAGAGAAGCUCAUAGGACCAGAGGCUGUCUUCUUUCAGCAAGGUGCCUAUCAUUCCAUGCUCAAGAAGCUCGUUCAGGCCUCCUUUCUGCCCUCCACAAUCAAACACUCUGUCUCUCAUGUCGAGCAAAUUGUUAUCAAAAUGGUUCCUUCUUGGACUAACAAAACUAUCAACACCUUGCAAGAGAUGAAAAAGUAUGCUUUUGAAGUAGCAGCAAUCUCAGCCUUCGGUGAGAUAAAGGAGUUGGAAAUGGAAGAAAUCAGAGAGUUAUAUCGUUGCUUGGAGAAAGGCUACAAUUCUUAUCCAUUACAUCUUCCUGGAACUUCCUAUUGGAAAGCAAUGAAGGCAAGGAAGCAUUUGAAUGAGAGCAUAAGAAGAAUAAUUGAGAGAAGAAAAGUGGAGAGUUCAAAGUAUGGAGGAGGACUAUUGGGAGUUUUAUUGCAAGCAAGAUCUUCACCAUCGAGAUCAAGAUCAACAUCUUCAAGAUCUUCAUCAUGUGGUGAGGAGAAGAAGGUGUUCAUGGAACUGAGUGAUUCUCAAGUAGCAGAUAAUCUGAUUGGUGUGCUAUUUGCUGCACAUGACACCACAGCAAGUGCCCUAACAUGGGUCCUCAAGUACCUUCAUGACAACUCCAAUCUGUUGGAAGCUGUGACGAGAGAACAAGAAGGAAUAAGAAGCAAACUAGCUAUGGAAAAUCGUGGACUUUCGUGGGAUGAUACCAGGCAAAUGCCAUUCACAAAUCGGGUGAUUCAAGAAACAUUGAGAAGUGCAAGCAUUUUGUCAUUCACAUUCAGAGAAGCAGUGACAGAUGUGGAGUUGGAAGGUUACACAAUUCCGAAAGGUUGGAAGGUCCUUCCACUCUUCAGAAGCAUUCAUCAUUCUGCUCACUUCUUCCCUCACCCAGAGAAGUUCGACCCUUCAAGAUUCGAGGUACCACCGAGACCAAACACAUACAUGCCUUUUGGAAAUGGUGUCCAUUCUUGUCCAGGCAGUGAGCUGGCCAAGCUAGAACUUCUUGUCCUUCUCCAUCAUCUCACACUUUCUUACAGGUGGGAAGUUGUGGGGAAAGAGGAUGGAAUACAAUACGGUCCAUUUCCUGUGCCAAAACAUGGAUUACCGGUGAAGAUAAUACCAAGGAGAAAGAUAUUUACGUGAAGUUGCAAACUUAGACUUAUGGAGAAUCAUCAAUUCACAACAUGUUAAGAAAGUGGGGCCAAAGCAAUUUGUCCCCAGUCAAAAUAAUGAAUAUUUAUUUUUUAUUUUUUAUUUUA